GUACUGGAAAAGGCUCAGCUCUACCAUAUCCCAGAAUAAAUGCAGUUAUGGUUAUAUUUAGGUGAUUAACCUUUCCCAUCUCCCCCUAAGACCAGGACUACUUUUGCUGCCUCUCUCCAAGACCUUUCCAUCAAGUCACUGACAAUCUCCAAAGAUCCUCCUAUUCUAACCCCCAACAAACACCAAAAUCAGUACACACACACCCCAUAUAUUCCUCCCCACCCCCCACAAGGAUCCACGAGGCAAUAAAAGGCCUCACUAAGGGAUACUUUCUAGAGCCUGAUGUCAUCUGUAACAGGGGUAUAGGGAAAACACCACUAAAUUUGAGUCAGAAACCUCAAUUAGAAACCAGGCUCUUGAUACUUUCUACCUGUAUGAUGGUAAGUAAAUAACUUAAUCUUUGUUUAACCAUAAUUUCAUAUCUAUUAAAUGGAAAUAAUUUUCACUUUAUCUAAUCCAUGAAGCUAUUGUGAGAAUCAAACAAAAAGUGUAUGUGAAACCAUAAAGAGUAGCUCUUUAUGUAACCAUAAGAGUUAACAUAAAUGUAACUGCUACAUUAUAUUAUUUGCUAUCCUCCUAUAUACUGUUGGUCCCUCACCCAUUCUUUACAUGAGUUCUACCUCCUCCUCUCUUUAAACAACAGGUACAGCAGCACGGAGAUGGGGCAGAAGGCUACCAUCCAUGUUCUCCAUACUUUAGUGGCUUUUCUUAGCCUAGCUGCGUUUUACAGAAAACAAUUUACUCACAGCAGCCAAAAUCAGUUUAAUAACAAUCCAGGUUUACCAAAAAUAUUUAUGAGAAAUACUAGGUUAGGAAAAGGUGUUACUGAGAAGUAUUUAAGUGGCUACAAGACUUCUGGCACUCAAGUUGGAACAAGCUUCUCUUUACCUCUCACUACACAUCUGCCACUCAUGAACAUAUACCAGUUCUGGGUGCUUGGAUAAUUCUUCUCAUUCCAACAAGUUAGCAUAGCAAAGGAGGUGCCACCAGAAUCCAGAAUUUUUUACCAAACUCUAAUUAAAUGCACAGCUCUAUAGAGUACUGCCAAACAGACUGGACACAUAAUAUUAAUGCAGAAACAAGAGUUAUAUUUUGAAAAUGCCAUCAGGCAGAACAGAAAAAAGAAAGCUGCAUAUUGGUGACAUCUGUACGUAUGCGAGGAAAUCCACACAAGAAAAUAAAGAUAUACAGGCUCUGCUCAAUAGUUGUCUAAACUAGGAAAUGUACCCUGGACUGCCAUUCUACACAGGUGAGAGAACACUGGAUGUGUCGUUGACUGCUGUAGCUCAAUGUCUAGCAAAAUAAGCGUUUGAUAAACUUAAAAAUGAAUUAAUUUAAACUUAUUAAAGGAGAACAGAAACCCAAACAUUUCUGGAGACAGCAAAGGAAGAUUCCAGCAACACAGGACAAGGAGGCAGCCAGACAGGACUUAACUAGCUGCUGAGAAGAACAAAUAAGAGCUAAAGAGCAAGAUUCUUGAGAAGAAUUAAUGGCAAAGAAACUACAAGGGGUACGAGAAAGCCAGGGAAGAAAGAACCUAGAUUCACGCAUUCAACAAUUAUUCACUGAGGGCGUCCCUGAGCCAAUUGCUGUUCUCGGAGACAGCAACAGAGAAGAGAACAAGACAAAAAUCCCCGCCCACCUGAAGCUGACAUUCUAGUAGAAGAGAUCGCCCACCAGAUUGCCUGGUAUAAACAACACUGUGAGAGAGCAGAGGAAGACACAAGGAGUCCUACUCGGGCUCGGAGACAGUUUGGGGCGGGUUACAGCGGAGGCCUGGGAGAGGGAGCAAGGCCACUCCAGGCAGCAUUCCUGGAUCUCGGCGAGGCCGCUCCAGGCAGCAGGAUUUGACCAGAGCAAGGAGGAAGGCCAAGGCGAGCAGGACGGGUGCAGCAUCCCUGAGGAGUGACAGGAUUCACAUUUGGGUUAUCUCAGGAUGAGCUUCCUGCUGCCCAAGCUGACUAGCAAAAAGGAAGUAGACCAGGCGAUAAAAAGUACUGCUGAGAAGGUGUUGGUGCUCAGGUUUGGAAGAGAUGAAGAUCCUGUCUGUCUGCAGCUGGAUGAUAUUCUUUCUAAGACCUCUUCUGACUUAAGUAAAAUGGCUGCUAUAUACCUGGUAGAUGUAGACCAAACUCCAGUUUAUACACAGUAUUUUGACAUCAGUUAUAUUCCGUCUACUGUCUUUUUCUUCAAUGGGCAGCAUAUGAAAGUGGAUUAUGGAUCUCCAGAUCACACUAAGUUUGUGGGAAGCUUCAAAACCAAACAAGACUUCAUAGAUUUGAUUGAAGUAAUCUAUCGAGGAGCAAUGAGGGGGAAGCUUAUUGUCCAAAGUCCUAUUGAUCCCAAGAAUAUUCCCAAAUAUGACCUUCUCUAUCAAGACAUUUAGUACAUUAACUGAUGUCAAAGAUGAAGAAAAAGGCACAUCUUGACAAGUACCUGAAUCCAGCUGUGCUGUUUCUGAAGUCCUUUGGAAACGUGUCCCAGACGAGAAGAGGUUAUACUUGCAUGUAGAAAACCUGGCCCCUGAGGAGAAGACCCCGCUGGUUCUCUGAUGACCUGGGAUGCCUGUCUACUCCCUGCAAGCCUGGAGCAGCCAAGUCAUUGGUGUUCAUUUUCCCCACGGUGAUUUGUGUAACUUCUCUUUCUAAUGUUUUUCUUUAUUCCUUUAAUACAGAGUCCUCCAAAACAUUGGCUAGUACAAUUUGGUUUAAUCAUGUUCAUUUGAUACACAAGUGAACUGGAAAGUCACUUCCCAUAGAAGCAAAAGUACUUAUUUUCUACCCUAGCUGGCUGCAUGCCUGCACACACACAUGCACACACUCUCACACUCUCACACACACACACCCCUUUGCCCAUUUCUCCACUCAUACAUCCCUCAUGCUUUCCCAUCUCCAGUCUGUAUUACUGUAGUUUCUCUUCAAAUAAAUAAUUGAGCAGACAAGUUUUAUUUUGGAGCCUUUUGGGUCUGACUUUUAAACAUUGUCCUGGUUGGCUCUUUUUUUUUUUUUGAGAUGCAGUUGCCCAGGCUGGAGUGCAGUGGUGCGAUCUUGGCUCACUGCAAGCUCUGCCUCCUGGGUUCACACCAUUCUCCUGCCUCAGCCUCCCGAGUAGCUGGGAAUACAGGCACCUACCACCGCGCCUGGCUAAUUUUUUGUAUAUUUAGUAGAAAUGGGGUUUCACUGUGUUAGCCAGGAUAGUCAUGAUCUCCUGACCUCGUGAUCUGCCCGCGUUAGCCUCCCAAGUGCUGGGAUUACAGGCGUGAGCCACUGUGCCUGGCCCAUUUAAUUAUUUUUUAUAUUAUAAAAUUGAAUAUGAAAAGUGAGAAUUUGAACCUUCACUCUCCACCACUCUAUUCAGGUAAAACAAUGCAUGAGCCACCCUUAGCAGGAGCAGGUUUUUCCCAGAAGCUGCUGCCUCUUCCUGAGGCAGAAAAUUGUAUUACUAAAGCUCAAAACUAAAGAGAUGUCAGCAUUGUUAGAAAGAAAUGUCACGCUUAUGGGAUUUGCCUGUUUUAAUAACUUUGUGAGGAAUUCUUACUCUUCCGGGGCGCCUGGUGCAACCGUGGGCAAAUUACUGUCCCUCUUUAUGGUUAUUGAAACAUUUAUUAGAAGGAGAGGGCAGGCGCAGAGCUGGAGAACCAUGGUCGAGGCAGCUUGUGAUCUGCCUAGCAGCCGCUGACCUCCUCACCAGCAGAAGCCCAGUCCUGUUCAGAGCAGCACUGUCACUGCAAGUCCAUCCCCCUUUGCCAGGGGUUCCAUUCCACCCCUUUUCUGCAGGGAGAGGUGCCCUGAGGCUUGCUUCUGGCUUAUACAGGACAGAGGGAAGGCUGCUGGGCACUGCUUGUGUUCCUGCUGAUAAAAGGAGGGAGUCACUCCAGGAAUAAGACAAAACGAGAGGAGGAGGCCGUCACCUCUGUCCUCUUCCAUCGUACACUUCCUGCCUCUGGUUUAAGCAUGAUGCAUGAUGCAUGAUGCACAACAGCCAUCUUAGGCCCAUGAGGUAAAACAUCGACAUGCUAAGAAGAACAAAAAGAAUCCGAUCCCUGAUGUUAUUGAACUCCUGUGUGAACUCAGCCUGCCUCCCUCAGAUUUCUGUGAAAGAAUAAAAUUUCUUUUUGCCUAAGUCA
This is a messenger RNA of Cercocebus atys (sooty mangabey), 4126 nucleotides long. It is a transcript of the gene TXNL4B, whose product is annotated as thioredoxin-like 4B. The record is from RefSeq and is a predicted model, not a curated record. The coding region runs from base 1937 to 2386 and encodes 149 amino acids. Gene Ontology annotation, biological process: mRNA splicing, via spliceosome. The transcript is spliced from 4 exons. Gene Ontology annotation, cellular component: spliceosomal complex; U4/U6 x U5 tri-snRNP complex; U5 snRNP. Lineage: Eukaryota; Metazoa; Chordata; Mammalia; Primates; Cercopithecidae.